AACAGGAGGGGUGAAAAGCGAAAAAACGCCCAGUCGCAGAUAGGACGUGAGGGAGAGAGUAGGACUGGCUCGAACUGAAUCACAUUCACUACUACAGGAGAAAGGAAAGUACAUUCAACGCACUCUUACGCACGGAUUUUCACAGAAGCAGAGAAGCAGAACAUCAUGGGUGGCAAGCUAAGCAAACGGAAGAAGGGAUACGAUGUCAGUGACCCUAAAGAGAAGAAAGAGGAGAGUGCUGUGGCAGCAGUUGAACCAGCUGAGAAAAAGGCAGAGACCCCUGUGACUGAGUCGGAGGCUGCACCGCAGGAGGCUGCUGCAGUAGAUGCAGCAGUGCCAGUGGUGGAGUCUGAAGCACCUGCUGAGAAGCCAACCUCUCCAUCAGCAGCACAAGCAGAGGUGAAGAAGGAUGAUGCUGCUCCAGAAAAACCAGUGACUACAACAGAGGCAUCUACUGCUGCAUCUAAGGAACCAGAAAGUGCUCCAGAGAAACCAGCAACUGUACCAGAGUCACAAGCAGCAGAGGUACCAGCAUCUGCAUCAAAGGCAACAGCAGUAGAGGCACCAGCUGCUACACAAGAGGCGCCAGCAGCAGAGGUACCAGCAGCUGCAGUAGAAACACCAGCAGCGGCACCAGAGGUAUCUGCACCCAAGGAACCUGCAGAUGCACCAGAAGCAUCAGCAGCAGAGGAACCUGCAGCUGCACCUGAGGAACCAGUGACAAAGAAACCUGCAGCUGCACCUGAGGAACCAGUGAUAAAGGAACCUGCAGUUGCACCUGAGGAACCAGUGACAAAGGAACCUGCAGCUGCACCUGAGGAACCAGUGACAAAGGAACCUGCAGCUGCACCUGAGGAACCACUGACAAAGGAACCUGCAGCUGCACCUGAGGAACCAGUGACAAAGGAAUCUGCAGCUGCACCUGAGGAACCAGUGACAAAGGAAUCUGCAGCUGCACCUGAGGAACCAGUGACAAAGGAACCUGCAGCUGCACCAGUGGCAGAGAAACCUACAGCUGCAACAGAAGAACCAGCCGCUGCACCAGAGACACCAGUAACAGAGGAACCUGUAACACUAUCUGAGAAACCAGCAGCUGUACCUGAGGAACAUGCAACUGCCCCAGAGGCUAAGGAUUCUGCAGCUGCACUCAAAGAACCUCAACCUGUCCUAGAAGAGCCUGUAUCGUCGCCUAAACUUGAAGCCUCACCAGCGGAACCUGUCACAGAGGAGGUGGUAGAGAAAGUGGUUGAGGAGGUUGCAAAUACCAGUCAAUUGUCCACUGAAAUUACAGAAACCAUCAAUGUCACGCCAGAACCAGAGACUGUUACUGAGGCAGCGGCUCCAGAGCCAGUCGCAGAGUCUGCCCCAGUGCCUGAACCUGUUUCCGAAGCAUUGAGUGCAGCAGAGGUUGAAGUGGCUGUGCCUUCCCCAGAGGACCCCACACCAGUCACAGAGCCUGAAUCUGAAACUGCUGCACCCCCUGAGGUUACACUAACACAAGCAAAUCCUGAGCCAUCCCCAGAGCCAACACAACCCGAACCUGUGGCAGAACAAAAGAGUGCAGAGGAGUCCAUUCCCACAAUCGUCAUCUUAGAAUCAACCUCAACCAAUGAUCUCUGCCUCGAGGAACCUGCCUCGACUGUCACAGAUCUGAAGCUGAAUAAUGGAGAUUGCGAGAGUGCUGGCUCAGCAGAGGAAUCUGUGUCGGCUCCCCCUGAGGUAAACGGGGAAUGCCAUGAGCAGGCACCAGACGUAGCCCCUGCAGAUGUCCUUGAGUCCCCGUUUGAAGCAUGUGUAAAUGGUGUGAAGGACAAAGAACCCCCUCAAGAGCUAAGUGACUGUGAACUGAAAAAGGACUUGAGUUUGGCUGCUGACUUUCAGGCUCCAGCUCCGAUUGGCGACAUGGUAGAAGUGCCACAGUGAGUCUGCUGAGCUGUCGACUUAAUCUGAGAAACAAACCGUAAAUGUGAAUCCCAUAUUGAUGCAAACAAACAAUUGAAACAAUCGUCUGACAACACAGGCUUUUUGAAAAUAAAUGUGAAAAAUGCCUGUUGUGUUCUCUCAGGCAAAGGAAUUUCUGGUUAACCAAAAAGAAAUACAACCACCCAAGAGCUAAGAGUGUGAUAAACGAAGAAUGAAACAGUGAGGGUAAAAGCCUAAAAGGAAAUGGGAGGGAAAGAAUGAGAGAGCGAGAGAGAAAGAGAGCGGAUGGUCUUUGAAGUCUUUGUGGCCGAUGUCCUGCUGCCAUUGCAGAGAGUGAGCUUACAGGCCUGGUUGAAUGUGUAAGCCAGAGAAAUGAUGAUUAGACACGAGCAGAAUUUUUAAUUAUUGAGAUGGCAGAACAGAAAUGCUGGACAGUAACAAUAGUAAAAAUGAAUUGAAUGAACAGAAUCAUCUUUUGUGUUCGAGACUGCUCCAUACUGAAAUGGUUUAUUGGAUUAGCAUUUAAUAGUUUAAAAUCUAAUUUAGACCACAUUUCUGUCACCAUGUAAUACGGAGAUUUGAGGAUGAAGCAUUUUGAACUUUUCAUGUUGGGAGAAUCAGUGGGGAAUGUUCAUUUUAACUUAAUGGCUUGGCUUAGAAAAUAAAACACUCUGUUAUACCUUAAAAAUGGUUCUUUCUUUUUUGCAUUUUUGUGAAUGUUGUGCUGAAUAGAUGCAAAUGUCCUUUGUUCACUUAAACGAGUAAUACUUAAAAGAGUAUUUCAAAUAAAUG
This is a messenger RNA of Onychostoma macrolepis, 2715 nucleotides long. RefSeq names its product cell surface glycoprotein 1. The record is from RefSeq and is a predicted model, not a curated record. The transcript is spliced from 2 exons. Lineage: Eukaryota; Metazoa; Chordata; Actinopteri; Cypriniformes; Cyprinidae. Bases 166 to 1923 code for a protein of 585 amino acids.